Messenger RNA from Eruca vesicaria subsp. sativa (arugula), 1473 nucleotides. The record is from the annotation of a GenBank genome assembly. NCBI's taxonomy places the organism in Eukaryota, Viridiplantae, Streptophyta, Magnoliopsida, Brassicales, Brassicaceae.
AUGGAGGGGAGAUUGGCUAAUAUGUGGAGGUUGACUGUGAAUGAAAGUAAGUUCGUGGAAACUGCGUUGCAAUCUGAGCUCAGAGUCGAUGGUCGUGGUCUUUAUGACUACCGCAAGCUUACUAUUAAGUUUGGAAAAGAAUAUGGUAGCUCAGAAGUUCAGCUUGGCCAGACUCAUGUGAUGGGCUUUGUGACUGCUCAGCUAGUACAACCUUACAAAGACAGACCUAAUGAAGGUUCUCUCUCCAUCUUCACUGAGUUCUCUCCUAUGGCUGAUCCAUCGUUUGAGCCUGGUCGUCCUGGCGAAUCUGCUGUGGAGCUAGGACGUAUUAUAGACCGUGGUCUAAGAGAAAGCCGUGCGGUAGAUACGGAGUCACUCUGUGUUCUAGCUGGAAAGAAGGUCUGGUCUGUUCGUAUUGAUCUUCACAUUUUGGACAAUGGAGGGAACUUGGUUGAUGCUGCAAAUAUUGCUGCUCUAGCUGCGCUCAUGACGUUUAGGAGACCAGACUGCACUGUAGGAGGGGAGAACGGUCAAGAAGUUCUCAUACAUUCACUAGAGGAGAGGGAGCCACUUCCACUGAUAAUACAUCAUCUCCCUAUAGCCUUUACCUUUGGAUUUUUCAACAAAGGCAACAUCGUGGUGAUGGACCCAACUUAUGUUGAAGAAGAGGUUAUGUGUGGGAGAAUGACUGUGACAGUCAAUGCCAAUGGAGAUAUAUGUGCAAUCCAAAAACCAGGAGAAGAAGGCGUGAACCAGAGUGUAAUCCUUCAUUGCCUGCGUCUUGCUUCUUCAAGAGCUGCUGCUACAACAAAGAUUAUUAGAGAAGAGGUUGAAGCAUAUAACCGUGAGAAGAGCUUACAGAAGGUGAAGCGGCAUCCUACUUUGGCUAAACCUGAAGUUUCUGGACCUAUUGUCGUUGUGAAGGAGGGACAUAAGAAGGCUUCAGAUGAGGAAAAAGCUGCAGAACUAAAAAGCAGUAAGGAACAAGAAGCUGGUGGUGCUGCCUCUUCUGCCACUUUCGAAGGAACUGAAACUUGUUCUGUUUCUUCUAAUCUCGGAGAAUCCGUGACCAAGUCACCGAUCAAGAAAAAGACAAACGACUCUGGAGAUGCGCAGAAAGAAGUAACCGGAGAUGUAGAGAUGAAAGAUACAGCUGAGGUUACAAAACACAAGGAUGGAGAGAAGACACUCAAAGAUGCUGUCAAACCUAAGAAGAAGAAGAGGAAAAACAAAAGCAGUUGAAAGAAGGGAGAAUAACUCCAAAUACUCCUCUCACUCAUAAAAAAUUCUCAAUUCUCCCACUAAUAAAAUAUCUAUUUUUUUUUAUUUUUUUUUAAGGAAAAAAGUUUCUCACCUACACGAAGUUUACACUAAUAUGGUGGAAACCAUCCAAUGUAUAAAAGUGUGUCAAGAACUACACGAAGUAUAUGUUAAUACAUGCCACAUGUAUGAAGUAAAUGAUAUUAUGGUGGC